UUCGAUGCACCGAAAUAAUUGGGUACCUCCUCUCACCCUUCCUCACAAAUCAUGAGCUUCAAAUGUCUCUAACUGACGAAGGUUAUCGAACUGGUUACCACACCCCACAACACAAGUCUCACCUCUGAAAAGAAUAGUUAAUUUGUUUCAGUGUUGACCUCUCUCUCAAAGAGCAGGUCCUGUAUAAUUAUCUCUUCUCUUAGCAAUGUGAACAUUCCUCUCAUUCACUGCCCAAUAGAUGCACAUUUUGACUGGAGAGAUCUUCGUUCGAUACGAAGGAUAAACUUUUUUUUUUGGUGACGCUAUCAGAGGAACAAUGCGUUUUAUUCCAGUAACAAAGCCAUAUGUUCUGCUUCUCUCUUCUGGAUUAAUCCUGAUUGUAGGGUAUUGGAUCUUCUGGUUGUUAAGUGAAAAAAUCAGCAGAUGUAUUCCAGUUGAAGAUGACACACUGAGCACCAGCCCAGAGUAUCAAGAGUUCACGUUCAGGACCAAAGAAUGGAACAUGGUCAUUCCUGACAUGUCAUCAUACAAUCAGCCCAGAAUCUUGGUGGGACGUACGGAUGUGGUAUCAGUGACCCCAUGGUUGGCACCCAUUGUCUGGGAAGGUACCUUUGACCCAGUGCUCAUUGACAACAUCUACAAGCCCAUGAACCUCACCAUAGCCACCACAGUGUUUGCUGUAGGAAAAUAUGUCAGCUUCCUCAAAGAUUUCCUGGAGACUGCGGAGAAACACUUCAUGAUCAACUUCAGGGUGCGCUACUAUGUUUUCACUGAUCGUCCCAAUGAAGUUCCUUCAGUGAACCUGAGUGGAGGGAGACAUCUGACAGUGAUCUCAAUCCCAGGUUCAAACCGCUGGCAGGAGAUUUCAGCGCAGAGGAUGAAGAUCAUCCACAACACCAUCGAAACUCAGAUCCGCAAGGAGGCCGACUACAUCUUCUGUCUUGAUGUGGACAGCAAGUUCCAUUUUCGUUGGGGUUCAGAGUCUCUUGGAAGGCUGGUGUCUGUGAUUCACCCAGGCUACUAUGAUACAACUCGUAACAACUUCCCAUAUGAACGGCGUCCAGCCUCGAAGGCCUUUAUGUCCAUGGACCAGGGUGAUUAUUACUAUGGUGGAGCCGUGAUCGGAGGGCUUGUGGAGGAUGUGUACAAACUAACUAAGGAAUGUCAGAAAAGAUUUGAAGAGGAUGCCAAGAAUUCCAUCGAGGCCGCUUGGCAGGAGGAGAGCCACCUCAACAGGUACCUGUACUACAACAAGCCCAGCAAGGUGUUGUCUCCAGAAUAUCUGUGGCAAGACUUCAAGGCCAGAACAAAAGAAGUCAAAGUGAUUCGCUUCUCUGGGGUCAUUAAAAACUAUGCUGCAAUUCGUCCCAAUGAAUAAAACUAAAAUGUGGAUAGAGAAAUUAAAUAACUCAUUAGAUAAAAUGCAUUCAUUGAAACCAAAGAUGUAAUCUUAUACCAAUGGUUUUCUUUUCUUUUUACCAAACCUUAACAAUGUUGACUAUUUUACUUUUGAAUGACCAAUGCCAAUGCAAUCAAUUGGAUUAUAUGCAAUGGUAUCAACAAAGAAAGUGGAGAACACCACUUAGCUUUGUACACUGUGGCCAGGCUACAUGAUCUGUGAUUUCAGUGAACAUGGUUGGUCAAGACAUGGUCAGAGCCUACUUUACCACUCCUAUGUGAAAGACAAAGUGAAGUUGGACAGGAGCUGAGAAUUCAUCAGGCAAACUGGUCAAAAACUGCCACUUUUCGGCUUGAAUAAAAUGCUUUUCUAAAUCGAAAGUGGAGCCGCUGCACUUGUUUGAAAAGUUCUGUGGUAAUGUGACCUCGCCACAUGUUAACUGGCUGCAUGGAAUCGCUACUCAGAAUGGUGCUGACCCUCACUUUUAAUUUAGUUCAUUAAAACACAAUGACUGGUUAUUUUAGGUUAUAUUGAAGUUUAGGUUUAUGAUUGUGGGCAAUGGUGGGAUUCUGUUACUGCUUCACAGUUCAGCUGUGUCAUUUGUUUGAGGAAAAGUAUAGUUUGUUUUGUGAGAAAAAGUGACUGCCAGUGAUUGCUAGUCAUAAUUUCCUGUAGAUGCUUCAGCCUCUGUUGCAUUAACUGGACUAUUCAGAAAUCUAGAGAAGUAACAUUUGUAUAUAUUCUGCUGUUGCUCUUGGUCAACUGCUGUUUGUAGGUACAAUCAAUGUCAAACACUGUGCUCUCUCUAUUUCAUUCUUUUCAAAUGUAUUAAAAA
This is a messenger RNA of Esox lucius (northern pike), 2234 nucleotides long. RefSeq names its product globoside alpha-1,3-N-acetylgalactosaminyltransferase 1-like. Gene Ontology annotation, cellular component: vesicle; Golgi apparatus; membrane. Gene Ontology annotation, biological process: carbohydrate metabolic process. The coding region runs from base 317 to 1378 and encodes 353 amino acids. The transcript is spliced from 7 exons. Lineage: Eukaryota; Metazoa; Chordata; Actinopteri; Esociformes; Esocidae. The record is from RefSeq and is a predicted model, not a curated record. Gene Ontology annotation, molecular function: hexosyltransferase activity.